This is a messenger RNA of Heteronotia binoei (common prickly gecko), 3997 nucleotides long. RefSeq names its product solute carrier family 20 member 2 (gene SLC20A2). Gene Ontology annotation, molecular function: phosphate transmembrane transporter activity. Gene Ontology annotation, biological process: phosphate ion transmembrane transport. NCBI's taxonomy places the organism in Eukaryota, Metazoa, Chordata, Lepidosauria, Squamata, Gekkonidae. Bases 411 to 2369 code for a protein of 652 amino acids. Gene Ontology annotation, cellular component: membrane. The record is from RefSeq and is a predicted model, not a curated record. The transcript has 11 exons.
CAGGUUGCUCUGAGCUGUGCGACUGUUUGCUUCACUUGGGAGUUCUGUGCUGAGAACAGUCGGACAUCUAUUUUGGACCGAGGAAUGCAUUUGUGACCAGCAAGGCAGAGUUGCUUGAAGAAUUAAAUGGGCUUGUCUCUGUCGUAAAACAGCUGGGAGGCGCUGAGAGGAAGCAUCGCAGCCGUGAUUCUGUUGAAGUUAAAUAUGGAAUGGGUUUUAUUGAUGACAGAAACCAACCAAAGAAACAGUACUGACAUUCAUCUGAAAAUCAACAGUUAGCAGCUUCUGCACCCUCUAACACCAGAUCGCACUUUCCAGAGACAACUCAUUGUUUACAAGGAAUCUGCUUUCCAAAGCUGUUUUUGUGCUCUACUGAUUUGUACAGUUAAAGAGGAAACGCACCUGGAAAAAUGGCAUUGGAUGAAUACCUAUGGAUGGUCAUUGCGGGGUUUAUCAUUGCUUUUAUAUUGGCAUUCUCUGUUGGAGCAAAUGAUGUGGCCAAUUCUUUUGGUACGGCUGUGGGCUCUGGGGUGGUUACUCUGCGCCAGGCCUGCAUUUUGGCUUCUAUUUUUGAAACUACUGGGUCGGUGUUGCUGGGAGCCAAAGUAGGAGAAACCAUUCGUAAAGGUAUCAUCGAUGUGAACCUCUACAACAGCACAGUAGGAUUAUUAAUGGCAGGAGAAGUCAGUGCAAUGGUUGGCUCUGCUGUUUGGCAGCUGAUUGCGUCUUUCUUGAAGCUCCCAAUAUCCGGAACCCAUUGCAUUGUGGGUGCUACCAUUGGAUUCUCAUUAGUUGCUAUUGGCACCAAAGGAGUCCAGUGGAUGCAGCUUGUCAAAAUUGUUGCCUCUUGGUUUAUCUCCCCUCUGUUAUCUGGCAUGAUGUCUGGUGUGCUGUUUGUGCUGAUUAGAUUUUUCAUCCUAAACAAGGAAGAUCCUGUGCCCAACGGCCUUCGUGCCCUGCCAGUGUUUUAUGCUGCCACAAUAGCCAUUAACAUUUUCUCCAUCAUGUAUGCAGGGGCGCCAGUCCUGGGAAUUGAUCUUCCUAUUUGGGCAAUAGCACUAAUUUCCUUUGGUGUGUCAUUGGUCUUUGCUAUCUUAGUCUGGAUAGUGGUGUGUCCGUGGAUGAGAAGAAAAAUAGCAAGUCGGUUAAAGAAAGAAGGUGCACUAUCAAGAAUAUCUGAUGAAAGCCUUGACAAAAUUCAAGAGGAGGAUGCAGUUGUCUUCAAAGAGCUUCCUGGUGCCAAGGCAACGGAUGAAAGUACGAUUCCCCUCACUGGCUCUGGGACAGAAGAGGCUGGAGUAUCAGACAAUGUAGCAAAUGGGAAUCAUCCACGUGUUCCAUAUGGGAGGGCAUUUUCAAUGACUCACAGUAUGGUGAAAUCUCCAAUUUCCAAUGGCACGUUUAAUUUUGAUGGGCACAUGAAGAGUGAUGUUCAUGUGUAUCACACUGUGCACAAAGACUCAGGAUUGUAUAAAGAUUUACUGCACAAAAUACACUUAGACAGGGGCAGCAGUGACAGACCAACCCAAGAAAAUAAUUACAAGUUCCUGCGGCGCAACAACAGCUACACUUGUUACACAGCCGCCAUCUGUGGGAUGCCAGUGCAUUCGUCCUUCAAGGCUGUUGAUACAUCCACUCCAGAAGAUAGUGAGAAGCUUGUUGGGGACACAGUGUCCUAUUCCAAAAAACGGGUGCGCUAUGACAGUUACUCCAGCUAUUGCAAUGCUGUGGCGGAAGCAGAAAUCGAAGCAGAAGAGGGCGGGGUAGAGAUGAAGAUGGCGACGGAACUGGUAGAUCCUAACAAUCACACGGAGGAUCCUGUGGAAGAUGAGAGAGAUGAGAAGGACACCUCAGAGGUCCAUCUUCUUUUCCACUUUCUUCAAAUCCUUACAGCUUGCUUUGGAUCUUUUGCACAUGGAGGCAAUGAUGUUAGCAAUGCCAUAGGCCCUCUGGUUGCUCUCUGGCUUAUAUAUGAACAAGGUGGGGUCAUGCAAGAAGCGGCUACUCCUGUCUGGCUGCUCCUGUACGGCGGCAUUGGCAUCUGCGUGGGUCUCUGGAUCUGGGGGCGAAGAGUGAUCCAGACCAUGGGGAAAGACCUCACUCCCAUCACACCGUCAAGUGGAUUCACUAUUGAGUUGGCUUCGGCGUUCACAGUUGUGAUAGCUUCCAAUGUUGGACUUCCUGUCAGUACCACACACUGCAAGGUUGGUUCUGUGGUGGCCGUUGGCUGGAUACGAUCCAAGAAGGCAGUGGACUGGCGUCUCUUCCGCAAUAUCUUUAUAGCCUGGUUUGUGACUGUUCCUGUGGCUGGCUUAUUCAGCGCUGGCAUCAUGGCGAUCCUUAUGUAUGGCAUCCUGCCAUACGUCUGAUCAUUUCUUCCUGUCAGGAAAGGGGGGAGUUUCUCCGGCCAAAUCACACUCUGAAAGUGUGGAGCUCCCUCUUUCAAACAAGGAUCGGCUCAUCCUCCAUAUCUAACUUAUCGACUGUACAGAACUUCAGUGUCAUAUUGGUAACAUCACACAUGGUGCCGUUUCUUAUAUCUUAAAGAAAAAUAUAUAUAUUUAUAAAUAUAUAUAUAUAUAUGCUUAGAGUAGGUAACACUACCUUAAAUUGUGAGGUGAAAAUAAUAACCUAGAACUUUAGUGAUCUGUGUACAUAGUGUAUCAUUUAGUAGCUAAUUUUUAAUCUUAAAAGCAGCAGCUUGCUAGUUGAGAUGUGUGUGUGUGUGUGCGCGCUCGUGCGCAUGUGCCAAUUUGAUAUAGGAUGAAACGAGGUGCAGAAUGGAUCCAAUUUUUGUACAACUGUUGAGAGAUACUGGAACAAAACGGUGCAGAAACACUUUCGUAAAAGAACUUGGUUCAUAUCUCGUUGCCAUGUCUAAUAGUGUAUGAAAAUGGCUUUUGUAAAUACUUUUAGAACUAUAACUUUUUAAUGGUGCAUUUCCCUCAUAUAUUUUGGAUAAGAAAGUUUUGAAAGUACCAAAGAAGAAGGGGAAUAGCUUGUCAGUAUUACAUUACUGCCUCUGUGUGUAUGUGUGUGCGCGUCUUUGUGCCUGACCCUUUGUAACUUUUUAAUUGAAAAUUGUUUUCCAUCUUAUCAGUCAGCAGCAAUGCUGGAUAACAUCACUCACAUUUUACUGUAAUUAACUUGGAGUUUCACUGUUCAGUCUGUUCUGUGUAUUGCGUAUGGUCUAAAUAGGACUUCAGCAAAACCCCACCUUUAUUAUGUGUGGAGCAUCAAAAUUCACUUCCAUGUAUUGACCACAUGUAACCUGACAGCCCAGUUCCCCUCCCAGAAUAUCCAUUGCUUAGCAAGCAGGGGAGGAGGCUGUGGCUUGACAUCUUGUUGCCUGGCCUUUUCUGUUUCUUCCCAUACAUACUAGCCAGGCAGUGUCAGAACUAGGUGGGCAGGGAGUAUCGCCUAAGGGCAGAGGAUGACGCACAAGCUGCUCUUGCAGGGGGGAGGGCGGGGUCCUUGGGACAGAGGAAUUGUGGUGAGAUUUGUCCCCAUGCCGCUUGAGCUGACUGGCUGCAGCUGCCAGAGGGGGCUGGGAGAAGGAGGAGACACUUUCAGCCAGGCUGCAUGUGAAAUUAUGACACUACUGAACAGGACUACACGUCUUUGGCCUUAGGACUGCAGUUUGUUGUGUUUUGGAUUCACUCAAUUCCCAAGCAGCCUAAAGAGGUAUCCCAUGUCAGACAGCAGAAUCUGAGUUGCCGUGGAGAGCUCCUUUGUGCAGGCCCACUGAGGUUGGUCCCAUCCAUCUUGGGGGGCAGGGGGCAAUGUUCCUGAGUUUUUUGAUACUGCAGUGCCUUUUGGCAGGCUUCAUUGCACUGGGCUGGAAAGUGAUGGGCCUUUGGGUGAUGCAGGGAGCUGAAGACUGUUGAGAUGCUGCUAAAAUGUUGAUUGAUUCAUAAGCUGUCUUGGUCCCCAUCUGGAUUGUUUUUCAUUGGUCAUUCAUUCUCAGUUUAUAAUAAAAGAAUCAUUUUCCCCAGAA